UUGUAUUUGUGUGGCUCUCAUUGGUUUCAUUCAACAAGAAGCAACACAAGUCUUCUAGUACUACAACAUUUCAACAAAAAACUACAUGUGUCUCUCUAAUGCAUCCCACACCUACAUAUACACCAUCAACACCAAAAUCAUUCACAAAAAUGGCAUUACGACAACCAUUUCUCUUUGAAUUACUCCACUCAACAACUUCAUUAACUCCAAGAACUCCUUUUGUUUCACUACAAAUACCUCAAAUUUACCUUCAUAAUAAUAAGCAAAUCAAGAAACAUGGGAGAAGUUGUUAUGCAAUAGCAGGGAAUGUUGGAGCUGAAGUUGAUGGUGAGGAUCAAAGUGUGGUUUUGCAAGAUACAAGCUUAGAGGAAUUGAGAGGACAAAGGGAAAUUGUUGGUUAUGAUUGGACUGAAGAAUGGUAUCCUUUGUAUUUGACUAAGAAUAUACCUGAUGAUGCACCUUUGGGUCUUACUGUGUUUGAUAAACAAGUUGUUUUGUAUAAGGAUGGUAGUGGUCAACUCAGAUGCUUUGAAGAUAGAUGCCCACACAGGUUAGCCAAACUCUCUGAAGGACAGCUGUAUGAUGGCAAAUUGGAAUGUCUGUAUCAUGGUUGGCAGUUCGAUGGAGAUGGUAAAUGUGUGAAGAUACCACAGCUACCUGAAAAUGCUAAAAUUCCUCGAUCAGCUUGUGCUAAGACAUAUGAAGUUAGGGAUUCCCAGGGAGUAGUCUGGAUAUGGAUGUCUCACAGAACACCACCUAAUAUUAACAAAAUCCCCUGGUUCGAAAACUUUGAGAGGAAAGGUUUUCGAGAUAAUUCUACAACUCAUGUGCUCCCAUAUGAUCACUCUAUUCUUUUGGAAAACCUCAUGGAUCCUGCUCAUGUCCCGAUAUCACAUGAUAGGACAGAUUUUACAGCUAAAAGGGAAGAUGCUGGACCACUCUUUUUCGAGGUGACAGAAAGGAGUAACCGAGGCUUUGCAGGUUGGUGGGGUAAGGAAAAGGAUCAAGGGAAAGCAAACUAUACUCCGAACUUCUUACGUUUUGAAGCUCCUUGUGUUCUUCACAAUAGUAGAGAAAUUGUUGAUGAGAAUGGGGAGAAGCACUACUUUUCAGGUCUCUUUCUUUGUAGACCAUCUGGUCAAGGGAAAUCCAUGCUUAUCGUUCGGUUUGGGACCACAAGAAAAAGUACCGGGAUCCUGAAAUUUAUCCCAAACUGGUUCAUUCAUCAGAAUGCAAGCAAGGUCUUCGAGCAGGAUAUGGGGUUCCUUUCGUCCCAAAACGAAAUCCUAAUGAAAGAAGGGGUUCCAACCAAGAGACUCUACUUGAACCUAAAGUCGUCGGAUACAUGGGUAACUGAGUACAGGAAGUGGAUGGACAAAGUCGGCCAUGGAAUGCCUUAUCAUUUCGGUCACAACACCAUUUUCCUGCCUCAACAACCUGCUGUAGUCGAGCACGCCCCUGCUGGUUUCGUUGCCAAUUUUUCAGCUUCUCAGCCAGCUAAAGGAGGAAUCGGAGAAAUGUAUGCUCCUAACCCCGCCAACAGAUACUUCAGGCAUGUAGUCCAUUGCAGGGAAUGUAGCAAUGUCGUUAAAGCUUUUGAGACUUGGAAAAAAGCCCUCUGUGUCAUCGCUCUCCUGUCAACUGCAUUCGCGAUUCUAGUGUCUGGAAGACAGUGGAAGGCUGUUUUUUUGCUUUCAACAUCCCUAUGUUUGGCUGGAGCAUACGCCUGCUCAAAAGUCAUUGCAAUGAAUACAAUUAACUUCAUAAGGACUCAUAGAAGAUUGUAAACCCGAAGUUCUGAAAUAUUCAUUGGCCUAUUCAGUAUGUUUUCCUUUCAUUUCCCUUGUGGUUCGGCCCUUCCUUGGACCCCGCGCAUAGGGGGUGCUCAGUGCAUCGGGCUGUUGUUUUUAAUACUCUUCUUAGAACUAGAAAUUUGUGGACACUCUCAGUUCCUUCAUGGUGUUAAAGUGUGUCUAUAUAAUAGCUAUACUCAAAUUGAUGUUUUUCAUGUAAAAUUAGGAUCCAGGCUUAUAUGUUUUUUAUACAUAUUACUCCCUCUCCCUCUGUCCCAAUUUAUGUGUCAUUGUUUGACAUGGUACUUAUAAGUAAACCUCAUAUUUUGUCUGCUA
Capsicum annuum is the source of this 2129-nucleotide messenger RNA. RefSeq names its product protein TIC 55, chloroplastic. The record is from RefSeq and is a predicted model, not a curated record. Gene Ontology annotation, biological process: protein targeting to chloroplast. Gene Ontology annotation, cellular component: chloroplast. Gene Ontology annotation, molecular function: 2 iron, 2 sulfur cluster binding; chlorophyllide a oxygenase activity. NCBI's taxonomy places the organism in Eukaryota, Viridiplantae, Streptophyta, Magnoliopsida, Solanales, Solanaceae.